AUGGCUGCCUUCUCUCCGGACUACACACAAGACCUGUUCCUCUCUGGCCUCCCAGUGUUCUACCAAGAACAAACGAAGGGCUAUCUCUUGGGCCGAUCGACCAACUCACGCAGCAUCAUUUCCAUCCAAGACCUCUGCUUAUAUGUUGAGGAGUGGGAGACCACGAACAUCCGGCCGCACACCGUUGACAUUGUUACACCAGCCACUGUUGAUCACAUCAGUACACAAGUCGAAGCGCUCACUAAACGCAUGAAUGUCCUGUCCUCCAACAUUACAGCCCCACCCGCUCGCAAAUUCCAAUGCUACGUCUGUUGGUCAAGCCAACACCACUCGGACCGUUGUACCAAAGCUUCUGGCAAGCGUGGAGAUAAGACGCAUACAUCUCGCGAAUGUACCAAUACCGACAUGAACUGUACCAACUGCAACAGGUCCCAAGCACCACCUCGCACCCCCUCUCAUUUUAAACGAGUGGUCAAGAUUACAUGUAUACACAAACUGUCUCAGCAUCAAUUGAAUGAACCUCAACUAUUGAUGUUCAAUUCCCGCGCACGCCAAACGUUGACAAAUAUCGAGCUAGGAUCGUUCCCCCUCCAAAUGGCUGACGAAUCUACCAUCAUCAUCUUACCACAUUUUGGCAUGACAUGCAUCAACAACAACAUUUUCCAACAACUACUAUCCCAGAAUUUGUUACAUGACAAUGGCUUCCGCCUCGCCUACCCCGCGAACACCCACACAUGUGUAAUUACUGAAGGGUUGCACACAAUUACUAUCCCCGGCACACGUGGUGGCUACCAUAUCACUUUCGAUCAAUUAAAUUUAUUAUAUCCCAUAACGGCUAACACUGCCCAUAACGGCUAG
Sphaeroforma arctica JP610 is the source of this 858-nucleotide messenger RNA. RefSeq lists its product as hypothetical. Lineage: Eukaryota; Ichthyosporea; Ichthyophonida. Bases 1 to 858 code for a protein of 285 amino acids. The transcript has a single exon. The record is from RefSeq and is a predicted model, not a curated record.